Aspergillus luchuensis is the source of this 243-nucleotide messenger RNA. RefSeq lists its product as uncharacterized. The record is from RefSeq and is a predicted model, not a curated record. The transcript is spliced from 2 exons. Lineage: Eukaryota; Fungi; Ascomycota; Eurotiomycetes; Eurotiales; Aspergillaceae. Bases 1 to 243 code for a protein of 80 amino acids.
AUGAAGUUCGUCAGUCUUUUCGCAUUCACAACUGCCAUUGCAAUGGUCACUGCGGCUCGCGUUCCGAUAGGCGACCGCCAAUUCCUCGCUAGAUUAUAUAUUCCUCCUCAAGAGGGCGAGGACUGCCGAGCGCACACUGGCGAGUAUUGUUGCACAUGGGAGGGUUGUCGAUCAUGCUGCGUGUGGGAGAAAUGUGAUUUGAGCAUCGACGCCGCGCAGGGCAAGUGUGUGCCGAAUUGGUGA